AUGAAUGGAAUAUUUGCAAUUGAGAAACCUAGCGGCAUCAGCUCCAAUCAGUUCAUGAUGCAGGUACAAAAGAUUUUUAAUAAUAGUGCUGUAUUCUCAAAAGAAAUCGAAAGAGCAACUGCAGAAAGAAGAAAGCAGUUUGAACAACAAACUGGGAAGAAAGCUAGUAAAAGGAAGUUAAGAAAAGUAUCGAAAGUGAAAAUGGGUCAUGGUGGCACGUUGGAUCCAUUGGCUUCUGGUGUAUUAGUUCUUGGUGUUGGAACAGGUACCAAACAACUUUCUCAAUACCUUUCUGGUACUGUUAAAGUGUAUGAAACAGAAGCACUAUUUGGUAUAUCCACUACUUCUGGAGACUCUGAGGGUGAAAUUCUAUCCAGAAAUUCCGUUAAACAUCUGAAAUUGGAAGAUGUGAAAACUGUUGAAGAAAAAUUCAGAGGCUCUUUGAAACAGACCCCUCCAAUAUACUCAGCGCUAAAGAUGAACGGUAAAUCACUGCAUGAAUAUGCGAGAGAGGGCAAACCGCUUCCUAGAGCUAUAGAGCCAAGACAAGUCACUAUAUAUGAUUUAGAAAUUCUUCCAAAAACAUUGAGUAAAGAUCAUGACUAUAAACUAAUCGAGACUGAGGAUGAAAGCAAUAGUCAAAUAGUGAAGGACUUAAAUGCAAACAUGCUCUUUGAUACAUUAUAUUACUCCAAAGAGUACGUUGAAAAAAUGAAUUUACCUAGCGAAGUUGCAGCUAUUGAACCACCAAUUCCACUAACUGACGAGGAAAAGCAAGAAAUUGGCGAACUUAAGGACAAAUACAGGGCACCACUUCUACAUGCGAAGGCUUCUGUAUCAUCAGGUACAUAUAUUAGAUCACUAGUAAGUGAUAUUGGAAAAGCUAUGAGGACCUCCUGCUAUAUGACUAAGCUAAUAAGGAUCCAACAGCAAGAAUGGUCACUUGAAAAAAAUAAUGUUUUCAAGUUGGAAGACUUUACAGAUAAAGACGAACAGGUGUGGGCGAAAGUGCUUGAAAUUGUGUUAGAAAAAGGCUCAUCUGUUAAUAUUGUAGAAGAAUUGAAAAACGCUGAAUCACUUUAUCAGCAGCAAAUUAAAGAUUUGAAGGUGAAAGAAACUGAAGACUUAGCUGGAGCAACAGGUUCCACAGCACAACCUGUUGUUGAAGAAACAGAGCAUAAUGAUUUGAAGAGAAAACACGAGGAGUCAUUAUGA
Nakaseomyces glabratus is the source of this 1215-nucleotide messenger RNA. It is a transcript of the gene PUS4, whose product is annotated as pseudouridine synthase PUS4. NCBI's taxonomy places the organism in Eukaryota, Fungi, Ascomycota, Saccharomycetes, Saccharomycetales, Saccharomycetaceae. The record is from RefSeq and is a predicted model, not a curated record. Gene Ontology annotation, cellular component: mitochondrion. Gene Ontology annotation, biological process: mRNA pseudouridine synthesis; tRNA modification. Gene Ontology annotation, molecular function: pseudouridine synthase activity; RNA binding.